GUUUUAUGUUUAUUUAUUUACAAUGAUGAAUUUCAAAUCUUUUGUUUUUCUCAUAUUUCUGGCUGGUGAGAUUCUCAUUUCUGCAGUGGUGGCCGAUGAACCAGAUCCUGAUCCACCAAGUCCAAAGAUAAGCGUCUAUGAAGAGCUUAAGGGGUGUUACAAGCAUGAAAAAGGUGGAAGAAAAAUGAUUUUGGAGCCAAUUCAUGAUGGAAACUGCAAGGAACAAGGAGGCGAAAAGUACGGUGAUAAUGAAUUUGGUGGUAUUGGUGGCGGUGUCGGUCAAGGAGGAGGUAGUAGAGGUGGCAUAUGGAAAGGUAGGGAAAAAGAAGGUGGAAGUGGUAGUGAUGGAAAAGAUUAUGGUAGUGGAGGAAGUGGAAGUGGAAAAGGAAGAGAAUGUGGUGAUAAAGGCAAUAGAAUUGGAGGAGAUUAUGGUGGUGGAGCAAGUGGUGUUGGUAAAGGCAACGAAAGUGGAGGAAAUUAUGGUGGUGGCAAAGGUGGUGGUAGCAUAGGAGAUUACCGUGGUGGAAGUGGUAGCAGAGGAGAUUAUGGUGGUGGAGAAAGUGGAGAAGGUGGUGGUAAAUGGGGAGAUUAUGGAGAUGGAGCAGGUGGUGGUAAAGGAACUGGUAGCGGAGGAGAUUAUGGUGGUAAAAGUGGUAGAGGUAACAUAGGAGAUUAUAGAGGUGGAGGUAGUGGCCAUGGAUCCGGUGGUGGAAGUAGACGAGACGACAAUGAAAGUGGAGAAGGCGGUGGAAGCAAAUGA
Messenger RNA from Lathyrus oleraceus (garden pea), 760 nucleotides. RefSeq names its product glycine-rich cell wall structural protein 2. The record is from RefSeq and is a predicted model, not a curated record. The transcript is spliced from 3 exons. Lineage: Eukaryota; Viridiplantae; Streptophyta; Magnoliopsida; Fabales; Fabaceae. Bases 23 to 760 code for a protein of 245 amino acids.